UUCCACUUUUGAUUAGCCGGGAUUUAUAAGAAACUACAAGCUGCUUACCAACAUAAAGUGAUCUCGACUAUGCUGUCAAAAGGUUUACUGAGGGUUCUCCUUGGUAUCACCAAUGUCCUCUUCUUCAUUGCUGGUGGGACAGCCCUAGGUGUGGGGAUAUGGUAUUCCAUGGACAAAUUGUUCAUAGCAGAUGUCAUUGGGACAGAUCUGUUUUCUGCAGCAUCCUACCUCUUCAUUUUCUGUGGAGCCUGCAUUCUUAUCUUGUCAUUCCUUGGAUGUUCAGCCUCUGUGUUUGAGAGCAAGAGACUUUUGAUUGUGUAUUUAUUUCUCGUCAUCCUCAUUCUAAUAGUUUUCCUUUCGGCUGCCAUCGUAGCUGCUGUAUUUCAAGGGGAGUUAACAAGUUCACUAGUGACCAGAAUGCAGACAACACUGAAACAGAGUUAUGGUAACAAUAUCUAUUCCAAUGCUGAUAAUAAGAGAAUUACAGAAUCCUGGGACUUCACUCAGAAGAUGCUGAGGUGUUGUGGUGUAGAAGACAGUGGCUAUGGUAUCUACCGAGAAACACAAUGGUACCGUGAUGGAGUAUCACAGGCAAUUGACGGGUCACAAGUGAAUUUCAUCCCCAAGUCCUGUUGUGUGUACCUGGAGCACAGACAGAAAUACCAGAAUGUUGAUCUGUGUCAGAGAAAUCCAUAUGGUCCUCCAACCAAUCCUGAUCCAAACACAUCUAAAAAUGACAACAUGUAUUAUGAUGGUUGUCUGUCUGCAGCAAAGUAUUAUGGUGAGGACAAUGCUGGCAUUAUUCUUGCCAUUGGAUUUGGAUUUUCAUUUGUCCUGAUUGCUGGUAUUGUUUUAUCCAUCCUACUCAUCAGAAAGUUUGUGAACUUGAGCUUUGAUCCAGUCAGCACCAAAGUCACUUGAACCUGCUGAUAAUUGAUUCUUCAUCGGGAUGCUGUGCCAAUUUGUCAAGAGAACAUAUAUAUGCAUGUCUCAAUAUGGAAGACACUUUUUACAUUGCAGGAGAUUCGGUCACACCAACUUUUUAAAACAAACUUUUUUAAUCUGUCUAUUAAAAUUAAUGUAAUACCUGGAGAUUUAUUUAAAGAAUAACCAAGAAUCUUACAGGUUUGGUAUUGUAAUUUUUAUGACCUAACCUUUCUUUUAACUUCCAUUUAUUUGGAAAGGUAUUAAUUGAACUGCACUUACUCAGAAGUUAAGAUUAAAUUACUUUCCUGUAUAUUUUUUACUCUAGAUUCAAGAUAAAACUUUACAUAUUUUAUUGUAAUGCUAUUUGAAUUGAAAAUUAGAUACAUUAUUAUUCGGCUGUAAAUUUAUCAUUUCAACAAAUAAAUUUAAUUCAAUAAACUUUAAAUAAUGUUACAUGAGUAUUAUUAAACGUUAAAUAACACAUAAAAAAAAUAUUUUUUUAACAAAAAGUAACAAAACAAAAGUGUUCUGAGUGUUUCAGAUAAAAAGACUGUCUGAUGAGAAAAUCUGUUGACAGGAAAAAUAGUUAAGAUUAUGAUUAUUUCCUAGAGCAGCUCAUGAUUAUUUGGUAGCUUGUCUAAUAAGUCAGAUUUCAGUUUCUAUGUCGGAUCACCAUCAGAAUCCAAGUGGUUUGGCCUUGAUCUGUGUACAAAUCUUGUCUGUGCCUUUUAUGUUCAAACGAAAUCAAAGUCUCACAGCUAACCAUUUCAUUGGCUAAAUGAAAGGCCAAAUCAUGUACCAAAUGCAAGAAUGAUGAAAUUUCAUGCAUGUACUUUGAUGAUUACAGCUUUGCCCAAACUAAAACUGGUUGACUUGACUUUUAUGCUUCUCCAUCAUGUUAUGUAUAAUAGAAACUUACACAGGCCAGUUCUGUGGACAGGGACAUCUCAACCUUAGUGUAAUUAUAAGAGUUUGGUUGGGUAGCAUAUAGUAUGAAUUAUUCUGACAUUUUAUCAGGUUUUUUUUUAUAUCAGUCUGGCGAUAAUCAAUGCCAGACUGAUAUAAAAACAAAAUUUAUACAACUUUAGGAUGAUUCAGACUAGGUAGCAUGAGGCUUGCUGAUCGAGUGCUGGCCAGUCAAGUAAACUCUAGGGGUAUAGAUAUAUCUCUGUCUAUAAUACAGGCCUGUUUGAUGAUUUUUUAUCUCGCAUAUCUUAAAGUUGUAAGGAGUUGAAUGUCCCAUAAAAUGUGUGUUGAAAUGGAUGACGUUAUCAAUUUGUGACAAAAUGAUGAUGUAACAUGUACACUAAUUUGAGCAGUGUCAUAGUGGAUGCAAGCUGUCUUUCCCUUCCCUGUGUAAGAUCAAUUUACCCCAUCCCUAACAACCACAGGAUCUCCCUGUGAAGUAUGUGUGAAUAUUGUAUAUAUGUAUCAAUGAGGUCACAAGUGAACAUGCCUACAUAAAAAUUUUGAGACAAAUAGACUUGUAGCCUUUGAUGUUUCCAUGACAUAUCCCAGUGGUGCAGAGAAUGUUUGAUUAGAUUAGUACAUGUAUGAAGACUGCCCAAACCCUACAAAGAUUAUUAUGUCUGACUGGGCCAUGCCUGGCACCAGUUUCAUCAAUAUUCCUUAACUUGAGGAAAUGAUUGAACUUUAAAUCUUCCCUAGGGAAUCAUUACAUAGUUUAAGGGAAGAUCCCCCCCCCCCCCCCCCCCCC
This is a messenger RNA of Pecten maximus, 2644 nucleotides long. RefSeq names its product tetraspanin-1-like. NCBI's taxonomy places the organism in Eukaryota, Metazoa, Mollusca, Bivalvia, Pectinida, Pectinidae. Bases 70 to 921 code for a protein of 283 amino acids. Gene Ontology annotation, cellular component: membrane. The transcript has 9 exons. The record is from RefSeq and is a predicted model, not a curated record.